AUGCGCUUUUCAACAGAAAUUGCAAGUGCAAGUCAAAUUUUGCCGGCUACGAUUGUAGCAAGUGUAAAUACGGUUACCAUGGUGACGACUGAUACUCUACCGACAGUCAGCCGAUUGAUCGAACGAGUAUCGCGCGAGACCACGUUAUUGGUCGAUGUGUUGUAGGUGGAGUGUCGAUAGAGCAUCGGUCUCCAACAAUUUCGGUUUGUUUUCAGGUAUGUGGACAGUGAUUAUGUUGUGAGCAGGAGUUCCUACCAAGAAAUACAAGAAAGAACCCUUGCCAGCCAGGAUCCAACAAGUUUGUUUCACAAUGUCACGGUCUUUGAUUUAUUUUUGUGGGUGCACUACUAUGCUGCUCUUGGACCAGUUCACGCUGAUAAUCUCACGGGCACAGUCAUGGACUUUGCGCAUGAGGGGCAAGGCUUUCUUACAUGGCAUCGGUUAUACCUGCUGGCGAUAGAGAGAACAAUUCAAGAAGUGACUGAAGACGAGGAAUUUGCCAUACCAUACUGGGAUUGGACCGUUAAUGAAGACAAGUGCGAAAUUUGCACUGAAGACCUGCUUGGAGUGACGGAAGGAGACGGCACUGUGAAAGGGAAAUAUUUCAACAAUUGGAGCACAAUAUGUACUUAUGAAGACACGCUCAUGACUCAAAUGUGUGACCCUGCGACUAAAAAUCCUGUUUUAGAGCGUUUGAAAGAGAGCGACAAAAAGAAGAUGAAAGAAAACGGAUACCACAUGACUUUUCCGUCCAAAAAGGAUGUAAACUUUGCUCUUCGUUUUGACACGUUCGAUCUUCCGCCCUACAGCGCAGAUUCAAGCUGCAAUUUUAGAAACCUCCUUGAGGGUUUCAUCAACACUACUACCGGUUAUCGACUGCCAAAUGUUCAUUCUCUUCAUAAUCGAGUGCACUUGGUGAUUGGAGGUGCAAUGAGUAGCUCUGUAUCAGCGUCUAAUGACCCCAUCUUCUUUCUUCACCACUCUUCUGUUGAUCGGGUUUUAGAGAAGUGGCUUCGUAAGUACAACAAGAAUGCUUCUGUUCUUUCGUCAUACGACGCUCCCAUUGGUCACAACAGAGGUGAUGUCAUUGUGCCACUCUUUCCUGUGUACACUCAUGAAAACAUUUUCAAGAAGUCGUUUGAGUUUGGUUACGACUAUGAGGAUGUUGACGAAGAGGGUAUGUGUUUCCAUAUUCCGUUUUCCUGA
Porites lobata is the source of this 1206-nucleotide messenger RNA. Lineage: Eukaryota; Metazoa; Cnidaria; Anthozoa; Scleractinia; Poritidae. The record is from the annotation of a GenBank genome assembly.